Molecule: messenger RNA, 1405 nt
Organism: Hypanus sabinus (Atlantic stingray)
Lineage: Eukaryota; Metazoa; Chordata; Chondrichthyes; Myliobatiformes; Dasyatidae
Gene: tmod4
Product: tropomodulin 4 (muscle)
Exons: 10
Coding region: 136-1182 (348 amino acids)
Biological process (GO): myofibril assembly; muscle contraction; pointed-end actin filament capping
Cellular component (GO): striated muscle thin filament; myofibril
Molecular function (GO): tropomyosin binding
Source: RefSeq, a predicted model, not a curated record
CUGCCGCCGGCCGGACUUGUUGACCAGACCUUUCCUCUUCCACCGGCACCGGGGGACUGGGGAACAGGAAGCCUGUCCCACACAGGGCGCGGGACGGAACUCGGCCUGCACUGCUCUCUCUGAGGAGGAUUAAACAUGCAGAGUCAGGACCGGGACAAGUAUCUGGACAUCGAUGAGGACCAGAUCCUCCAUCAGCUCUCGGAGAAUGAGCUGGAACAGCUGGAUUACGAGCUAACGGAGAUGGAUCCCGAGAACGCCCUGCUGCCCGCCGGUCUCAGACAGAGGGACCAGACCAAGAAGACCCCCACAGGUCCCUACGACCGGGAUCAGCUACUCGACUACCUGGAAAAGGAGGCGCUGGAAGUGAAGGAGAGGGAGGACCUGAUCCCCUUCACCGGAGAGAAACGAGGGAAGCCCUUUGUGCCGAAGGAGAGGGAGCUGACGCAGUUCGAGAAGGACGCGGCUGUGAUCCUGGAGCCCGAGCUGGAGGAGGCGCUGGCCAACGCCAGCGACGCGGAGAUGUGUGAUAUCGCUGCAAUUCUGGGGAUGUACAAGCUGAUGAGCAACAAGCAGUACUACGAUGCGCUGGCAAGUGGAACAAUCAUCAACAAGGAGGGCAUAAACAGUGUUGUGAAACCGGAUUCUUAUGAAUAUAAACCAGUGCCCGAUGAACCGCCCAACGAAACGGACGUAGGGGACACCAUGAAGAGAAUAAAAAACAACGAUAAGGAUCUCGUGGAGGUCAACCUCAACAACAUUCAGGACAUCCCCAUCCCAACGCUAAAGGAACUGGCCGAUGCCAUGAAACACAACAGCCAAGUGAGAAGCCUGAGUAUGGUCGCAACCCGGAGCAACGACCCCGUGGCCCAUGCACUGGCAGAGAUGCUCAAGGUGAACACCUCGCUGAAGAGUCUCAACAUCGAGUCGAAUUUUAUCAGUGGAGUGGGGAUGGUGGCCAUAGUGAGAGCAAUGAAAGAAAACAACUCUGUGACAGAGCUGAAGAUCGACAAUCAGCGCCAUCAGCUGGGUGAUGCCGCCGAGAUGGAGAUUGCCAGUAUGCUGGAACAAAACACAAACAUCAUCCGGUUCGGGUACCACUUCACGCAACAAGGCCCAAGAGCGCGCGCAGCCAUUGCCAUUACCAAAAACAACGAUCUGUUGCGUCAGCAACGGAGGCGGUGAGAAAGGACUUGCGACGGAAGCUGUGACGUCUCCAGGUCUUUGCCGCUGAUUGGAUCUUCGCCCGGCAUCUACGGAUAAACGGGUGGCUGCUUUGUGGAAAUGCCAGUGUCCUGGCGGAAAGCCUUGCCCUCUUGCCUUAGCUUGAGAGGUUGAGGGUGAGGGGCUUUAGGGAAUUUAAACAGACAAUGAUUACGAAUAAAAUGAGUCGCAAGUUUACAACUUU